AUGGACAAAGAGCUUACCGAAGAAGAGAAGAAAGACUUCAGGAAGGAUUGGGCUCCAAAGAUCAGACCGCUAGCACGGCCGGUUGAUAACGCCGAGGAACAGAGGAGGAAUCGUGCUGCCGUCAUCCUCGACAAUUAUCAAGAGUUGAUGAGAUAUGCCCUGGCAAACGAACAGUCGAUACCGGCCACUCGUGUGUACUUCCAAAAGGUUGCGGCGGGAGGUUCACCGGCGCCCAUUAUCAAGGAUUGGUUUAAGAUCGCUAGUUGA
Exophiala bonariae is the source of this 267-nucleotide messenger RNA. RefSeq lists its product as uncharacterized. The transcript has 2 exons. The record is from RefSeq and is a predicted model, not a curated record. Bases 1 to 267 code for a protein of 88 amino acids. Lineage: Eukaryota; Fungi; Ascomycota; Eurotiomycetes; Chaetothyriales; Herpotrichiellaceae.